This is a messenger RNA of Dimorphilus gyrociliatus, 2884 nucleotides long. The record is from the annotation of a GenBank genome assembly. NCBI's taxonomy places the organism in Eukaryota, Metazoa, Annelida, Polychaeta, Dinophilidae.
AUUUGGCGCGAGACUGUUGUCACCAUAUCAACUGCUAUAAACAACUGCAAAAUGCCACCGACAGGGCAAAUGCGGGCAAAAGCAACCAAGCUGAGUUCUAUACACGAUGCCGUGAAAUUGGGUGUUGUUGAGGAAGUUGAAUAUAUGGUAAAAGAAGGUGCCAGCGUGAAUGAAGUGGAUAAGACUAAAGAUCGAUUUACACCCUUGCACUGGGCUUGUGAAAAAGGUGCCUUAGAAGUACUUCACUGGUUGUUAUGGCAUGGAGCGGAUAUGACUGUACAGACUCCAAAAGGAUGGACCCCCUCACAUAUCGCUGCGAUUCGAGGUCAAGAUGCUUGUAUGCAAGCUCUAGCCAACAAUGGGGCUAAUCUAAAUGCUAAAGACGCCAGAGACGCUACACCCGCUCAUUUAGCUGCUGUACAUGGCAAUUCGUUCACAUUGCAUACAAUUUUGCGAGCUGGUGUUGACGUUACAGCAACUGAUAAAAUGGGUUGGACUCCCGUCCAUUGUUCAAGUUUUCACGGUCGUUUAGGAUGUUUGCAAUUGUCCAUAAGAUGGGGUGGGAAUAUCGAAGAAGCGGAUAAUAGCGGAAAUACCCCAGCUCAUUUAGCAGCUAUGGAAGGACAUUUGCAUUGCCUGAAAUAUUUAGUUAGCGAAGGCAUGACAGCUAGCCACGUGUUGGGUGCUAGAAAUGAUAAUGGGGAGACUCCUAAAAUGUUGGCGCAACAAUUUUAUAAGGAAAAUAUAAUCGAAUAUAUCAGCGCUAUAGAAUGGGAAAGGGACCAUCCAGAAGAGGCCGAAAACUUGACUUUCCCUGCUCACGUCUCGGCUUAUACUGGAGACUUGGACCAUCUGCGAAUGCUAAUUGACAAUGGUAUUGUCAAUAUCAAUGAAAGGGACGAUAAAGGAGCAACACCUGCGCAUAAGGCAGCUGGUCAAGGUCACGUAGAAAUUCUUCAGUGGCUAAUUGAAAUGGGCGCCAAUGUAAAAAUAACUAAUCAAGCUGGUGAAACCCCCUUGGACAUAGCGAGAAGGUUCGCUCAAUUGGCAGCGGUCAAAAUACUCAUGCAAUACACAAAUGAACUGGACGAAGAGGAUGAAGAUAACAGCGAUGGUAGAAUGCAGGAAAGAAUCUUACAAAAGGAAAGAAGGCGGGAAAAGGAACGACGCCGAGAGGAGAGGGAGCAGAGGAGAGAGGAACGUCGCCGCGAAAAAUACGAGGCGUAUAGAGAAAGGAAACGAGGCAGACGAAGUAAGAUAAAGGAAUUACGUAAGGAUCUCGACGAACUGGAAGAAAACGAGGACGCCGACGAAUUAGAAAGAGAAGAACUCGUGCAACAUAUAAAAGAGCUUGAAGAAGAACAAGAGAACGAUGGUGUAGACGAGGACGAUGAAGAAGACGAAGAAGAUGAGGAAAGCGCAGCAGAAGAAGAAUUUAUUUCUCCCCCUCCAGCUGGAAAUACAGAGGGUACAAAUAUGGAAUUUACAGCCAAACAACGUAGAGAAGCCCGAGGAAGGGCGAAAAAAAAAUGUGAUGAACUGGAAAGACUUUUGUUAAUUGCAAAGAAGAAUUAUACACAACUUGGAGGACAACUGCCGGAAGAGAGGGAACGAUUAAAGCUAGACAGAGAUAGUAAAAGGUAAAUAAUUAACAAAUAUAUACAAUUGAUAUAUUAGAAAAACUAUCUUGCAACAUAUUCUUUAUGAAUUAGUUAACUCACUCAACCAAAACAAAUGAUUAAGAUUUUUAAACUAGUCUUUGUUAUUACUUACAGUUCAUCUCCGUAAGUAUAGGCUAUUUCUCUCGAUAACGUCCUAUAUACAAGUAUAUAUAUAUAUAUAUAUAUAUUCGUACAUUGACAAACAAAUACUAUUCAUAUAUUGCUCUAUUGUAAAAGUUACCAUCUCAGUUAUAAUUGCUAUAGAUGUUUAGUUGAGCACAUUAUUCCCUUUAAAAAAAAAAAUGAAUCACCUCUCUUUUCGUAUACGUGCAUGAUAACGAUGAUUGUAAUAAUGGCAGCAAUGGUAAUCUUGAUGAUUCUUCUUUAUUUGUUUCAUUUUGUUCCUCUCUUUCCAUCAUCAAUUUAAUAAGAAUCAAUAUUCAUUCUACUGAUGAUAAUAAUUAUUUAUGAACUUAUCUAUUUAGACUUUUAUACGCUUUAUUAGAUUUUCGUCGUUGUAUAAAUAUUCACUUUUGUCUGCAUUAUAAGGUAUUUAAAAGGUCUAAAGGAAGAGAGAGAGAGAGAGUGAGAGAGGAGGGAUGUGGAUGAAAUGCGUAUAUUAAUAUAAAUCUACAUGUGUUUAUAUAGAUUUAUAUUAAGAAACUUGAUAAGUUUAUGCUUUUUUUUAUAAAACUACUUUUCCGUUAUCCUUUCGUACUAUUUCAAAGUUUAUCCUUUUUCUCUUUCUUUUACCAAAACAGGACUAUAAAUGAGUUGGAAGCUCAAUUGCAGUACGAGAGGAAUAAGAGGGAGCAUCUGGAAGCCAAACUGGAUGAGUAUAGGAGGGAAAUCCUGUACCUAAAUACUCGACUUGAAGAACUCUCAAUUCCCAGCCAAAGAGAAUCUGAAGAAAGAAUCGAUAGAACUAAGAAAAAGAAGAGACAGAUGAGAAAAUCCACUUCAGAAGCUGGUGUCUUUGUAAGAAGAAGUCAGAGUGGCAGUAGAAAGUCGGGAAUGUUAAAAGUUGUCUAAAUAUUUUACAUCGAAAUAUUUCAUAAUAUAAAAUAUUAUGAGAUUAUUAUACAUUUAUACAUAUCAUGCAUAUUAAUAAGGUAAUAUUUCAUAAAUAAAAGCUCAGUCUAGAGAUUUAUUACACAUUGUGUAGUAUAAGUACUAUGAAGGGGAAUCUUGAUAAUAUUCACUACGUAUUGAAAGAUUUACAA